Messenger RNA from Caenorhabditis briggsae, 789 nucleotides. It is a transcript of the gene Cbr-fkb-3, whose product is annotated as Protein CBR-FKB-3. The transcript has 2 exons. Bases 1 to 789 code for a protein of 262 amino acids. The record is from RefSeq and is a predicted model, not a curated record. NCBI's taxonomy places the organism in Eukaryota, Metazoa, Nematoda, Chromadorea, Rhabditida, Rhabditidae. Gene Ontology annotation, molecular function: peptidyl-prolyl cis-trans isomerase activity.
AUGCUGAAAUCAAUCAUCUUUUCAUCGUUAUUGGCCGUAGUAUGCUGGGCCGCGAACGACAGAUCAUGGACCACCGAAGAGGGAAUCAAAAUUGAAAUUAUCAAAAAGAUUGGAGACUCGAAAUGCAAGAUCAAAUCCGAGCCAGGAGAUCAGCUAGAGCAAUUUUACAAGCUUUCCGACAAGGAAGGAAAAGUGAUCGGAAGUAAUUUUGGUCAGAAGCCAUACACUUUUACGUUGGGUAAAGGAGAAGUUAUUCACGGAAUGGAUAUUGGAAUGGAAGGUAUGUGCGUUGGAGAACAGCGAAAAGUCAUCAUUCCUCCCGAGCAAGGAUUCGAUGAGGAUGGAGAAGAGGUCGAAGGAAAAGGAGACACCCUGUACUAUUUCGUCGAGCUCAAAUCAAUCUUCCGCCCAAAACCAGGAGACAAAUGGAUCACUGAAGACGGCGUUCAUAUUCAUGUGACACACGAAGUUGAGGAUUGCACCGAGAAGGCUACUGCUGGAGAUACCCUUCAUCAACAGUACACUCUGUAUCUCGAAGAUGGAACUUUUGUCGACUCAAGCUGGAGCCGUAACCGUCCAUUCAUUUUCAAAAUGGGAACUGGACAAGUGAUCAAGGGAAUGGACAUUGCUAUGGAAGGAAUGUGUGAAGGAGAGAGAAGAAAAGUUGUCAUUCCACCAGAGCUCGCUUAUGGAGAGAAAGGAAGACCACCAGCAAUUCCAGGAAACUCAUUUCUUCAUUUCGAUCUCCAACUCCAAAAACUUGUCAGACCAGGAAAAGAAGAACUAUAG